Pelobates cultripes (western spadefoot toad) is the source of this 12016-nucleotide messenger RNA. NCBI's taxonomy places the organism in Eukaryota, Metazoa, Chordata, Amphibia, Anura, Pelobatidae. The record is from the annotation of a GenBank genome assembly.
CCCGCCCCUCCCCCAACCCACGACCCAAUGAGAGCGUUCGACCGUUGCGGACUCUGACGCUCCGACCAAUCGGCUCGACGCAGAGCGGUGAGGGGGCGUCGCGGUGACGUCACGGAAGGACAAAUUCAUUAGGUCUGGAGGACGAGCGUUCUCUGUCAGCCGGUGAGGGGCCAAGUGAGCGCCAUCUUAGGAGGUGAGUGCAGCGCGCUGGCUGCGGCGGUGAUACCGAGCCCGGGGUGGGCGCUUUGCUCUGUGCUGGCGGCGCUCGGCCGUGUGUGGGUGCUGCCGUUCACAAUGGAUAAAGCGGGGGGGGAGGUGUUCGCAUCGCUCAGAGGUCACCUCGCCCGGCGGCCCUGCGUGAGGUGCAAUGGCUGACAUUGAGGCCCUGCUACAGGGCUCUCCCAGUACAGGCCGGGGUCAGUCACUGAGCGCCUAUAGCAGCCAUCCCGUGUGUCCAUGGAGCAUAAUCAGAGUGAGUCUCUUAUCGCAGUAGUGGAGCAAUGUACUAACAUAACGCAGCGUUGCUGUAUACCGCAGGGUCGAACCGUUGCUGCUCUGGUGGGAUUGCGUUUUUUUACUCUGUAUAUCACCCAUAGUAUGACUUGUGAAUGCAGAUAUUUGCCUAAAAAUGUAAGCGUGUUUUGUAUAUGAGAGGUUCCCAACCCAGUCCUCAAGUACCCCCUACCAGUCCAGGAUUUAGGGAUUACCCAGUUGUGUUUAAGGUGCUUUUAGUAAGAGGAUAUGAUUAGACACUGUGGGCACCCAUACCGAUUCAUUGCAUUGAAGUGGUCUGGGUGCAGUGCCCCUGUCCCCUUAACCUUGCAAUGUAAAAUAUUGCAGUUUUAGAGGUCUUUACUGCCUCUAAAUCUUAACUCUGAAACAUGACACCGGACGUACUCGCACUCUGCAUGUCCAGCAUCUUGCAAAUCCUUAUAGGAAAGCAUUGAUUUAAUUCUUUCCUGUGGGAAAGGCAAUUGAGCCAGCACUGGGAAUCUGGUAAGUCAGGAGGGUCUUUGGCCCUUUAAUUGCCACAGGUGAGAAUUCAAGGUGGAUUCAAAGUUAACUUAAUAUUUUAAGGUCAAAAUAGCUGAAUGAAAGACUACAAGUCAGCUAUGCAUCCCAUUUCACUAAUCAGGCUUUAAACUUGAAAUUCUCUUUAAAUUUUAUCUUUAGUCAAUACUGUUGGAAGUGCCUUUUUUAUAAAGGGAUUGGGUAGGUAAUUGAGAGGUAUCAACAGGAUUGUAACUAGUGGACCAGAAUAGUUGAGCUGGAAAAGCUGGUGAGCCAAGAAUCCUUUUCAGGUCAGUUAUUUUACUGUACAGUUUGCAGUUUGUUUGAAUCUUCCCAUAUACAUGGCAAAUCAACAAUCCUUUUAGACUACACUUUUAAUUUUAUUUUACAUUAUAUCAUUGCGUAUUAUAAUCCAAAGUGUGAAUAAUAAGGAAUUUUAAUUUUUUAGGUCAAAAACUGUCUGAAAUCAGUAUAAAGAUAUAGUAUUCCAAUUCAGCUGUGUUGGCCUAAAACCUGAUUCAUUAGUAAUACUAAUUUUUUAUUAUUAUGAAACUUGUGUGCAGUGCCUGUAGAAGGUUUUAAUUUGUUUUGUAUUACCUUUUUUGUUGUUUAGUCUCAACCAUUGCAUGGCAUCUAGUUGUAAGUGAUAUGGGAGUGAGGGAGACUCGUGAUGUUUUUUUGGCUCAGUCUUAUGGACGUGUCCAUUACUUUUAAAGUUUUUGGGUACUUAUGAAGUAAAGGCAUUGCUGUUUAACACAAUAUUCUGCCUGGUUUUUGGUUAAGUAGAUGUAAUAUAUUGCUGUUUCUUUUAUUUAUGGCUUAUUUCUCUAUUUAUUCACAGCUGCCAAAAUGUAUUCAUCUGUAGCGCAGCUAGCCCGGGUAAAUCCCUUCAGUGCUCCUCACUUCCAACUGGGACAAGACUCUGUAACUUCCAGGAAAUGUACUAACCCUCAGGCCCAACCCACUCGUCACCUUGCUGCUGCUGCUGUACAAGAUGGUAUGUUGAUCCUAAUGACAUUGAAUUCACUUUAGCUGUCAUUACUACUUUAAACUGAUUUUCUCCUGAAUGUAAUUGGUGGGCAUACAGCCCCAGCUACAUGGCUUUACUGUGAUUUUAUCUAAAAAUUGAUUCCCACAGAAGGUCAAACACAGAUGUUGUAGAACUUUAACUACCAUGAUUUGCAUGCUUUUAGAAUGAGAAAGCAUCACCGAAGCUGUAGUUUUUAAAACAUCUGGGGUCUACCAUUUGGGCACCCCUGCUUUAGACAUACAUGGAUUAGCACACAAUGGUAGUACCCAGAUACCCAGGUGGUCUUUAAAACUUUUAUACAUAUGUCUACAGUGUUUUAUUCUGGUAAGAGGUUAGAUUUGUAAUGUUUCUACCUGUCAAUUUUAAUCAAACAGAUGAAUAUAGCUGUGCUUACGGAUCGGCAAAAUUCUUUGCUCUCUGUGGCUUUGGUGGAAUCAUAAGCUGUGGUACAACUCAUACUGCAGUAGUCCCUCUAGAUCUGGUUAAAUGCAGGAUCCAGGUUUGUCUCAGCAUGGUUCCCACUAAAUGACUGCUGUAAUAUAAACUAACUGAUUUGGCAAGCUUGUUUAUUACUAAAUAUGAACGUCGAGUGUUUUUACUUAAAGCAUGGUGUGUAUUAAUAUUUAUACUACAGGUGAUUACAGCUGUGAAUAUGGUUCAGCACAGUUUUAUGCAAUGUGUGGCUUUGGUGGCAUCCUCAGUUGUGGUUUAACUCACACUGCUGUCGUACCGUUGGAUUUGGUGAAAUGUCGUAUUCAGGUGGGUAUUUCACACAAUACUAUAACUGUUUUAAUGUUUUGUUUUUUAACAUGUCUUGUAUAGGUGUAAUUUUUAUAUUUUUUUGUAAUUUUUUUUAAGGGUCACUAAAAGUACCAUUAAUGCUAUAGUUUGCUUCCAUCGGGAUUCUGCAGCCCAGAAGCUCUCUUGACUGAGCAAGGCCCAGUGGUGCAUAGCUUUGUAGGCUGCGUGCAAUUAGCUGACACUCUCAGCCACUAAUUAGUUCAGCAUGGCAUAGAUUAACUCGGGAGCUUUUGCUCCCUGUACUAGAAGAGCAGCAGGGACCGGCUGACCCCAGAUGAGAAGUUGAGCAUUAAGACACCCGCAAACCGUUUACUUAUGGUGGAUGGGCAAUAGACACAACAACCACAAUAGUGCACUGUAGUGGUUAUGGUAUUUAGUGUGUACCAGAACCAUGAAAAUAGAAAUUGCUAAAAUUUGGGGGCUUUUAAGGGGAAACUCAGGGCACCAAAAGAGACUAUAGUGUGAAACCUAGUCACUCACAGUCCGACCCUGCUUCAAAUAUUGGUAAAGCAGCAGUUCAUACUAAAGCAUUGGUGAUAAUAAUCCUGUUCAUGAUUUGAUUUAUUUUCAUUAAGUGAAAGUGUCAGACUGCUCCUUUUUUAAACUACCUGGUUAAAACCUUUGUAUGUGUCCCUUGUGUCUUUCACAUUGACUCUGGGUGAUAUGACUUGUGCAAACGUUGUAGUAGUACUGAAAAACAUGCUCCCUUAGAUCCACCUUUGUGGAUGUCCUUCUUAUGCUGAGCAGCGAAUAGCUGUUUCAGGUAAGAGACAUCCAACAACUUUUCUGGUUGUACAGUUGAAGGUGCUUGAGUCAUUGGCAUGUGAAAUUACUAUACCUGUAUUGGAGGCUGUUAAUGUUCUGAUGGCAGUGGCUGCAAUGUUGUUGUAUGCCAUGUUCCACUAUCAGAGCUUUGCUGACAAACGGACACUUGCACACUUUAUUGUAAAGAUUUAGAUAUGUGCCAUGCAGUAACACAGAUUAUUAGCUAGUAUGUAUUGUUAUGCCAGCGUUGUGAAUCAAGUGGUAUUCUAUGCUUUUUGCACACAGAUUUAUCGUUCAUGUGAAUAAAAUAAGUAGAAUUUAUUUUAUUCCCAACAUGAUGUUGCUUGCUUACAGAACCCUUUUUUAAUAUAUUCCUUUGUGUUUUUACUUGGUCUGAUGAGCCUUGCUGCAGUGCCAGCAUUGAAGCUGACAAAGCAGUAUGUGUUUUUUUAAUAGUUCUUUAACCGCUGUAACGACCCUUUAGUCAGCUGUCACGUCUUCAGCUUUUAAAUUUCUAAUAUCCAGGGUGCUUUAUCACCACCCUCCUACACUGCAAAAUCCUAGAUAGAUGUACAGUAUGCAUAUUUUGUGGUACUUGUCUCUGUGAUCGCUUAUUACGCCAGCUUUUCUGGCAGUGCUGUACAAUACUAUAAAGGGACAAUUUUAACAAUUAGUGAAGUGGGUAUAUAAACAAGAGGUUGAUCAGGACACUGUUUGAAAGAGCUUAUAAUAUAGCCACUUUAGAAUUUGUUUGAUCCUGCAUGCUUUGAAUUUUGAAAUUUAGUGUACUCGCCGUAUAAUGGAAAACUGCAGAUGCAUGUGCAGUACUAGUACUCUGGGCAAUCUAUUCAUUUCAGACUCUCAUAGCCAGGUGGAUUUUAAAAAUGAUCUUUUACUUAAAGGGAUACUCCAGACACCAAAACAACUCAAUUUAAAUGAAUUUAAGAUUACGUUCUCAAGCAGUUUAAGCCCAGAAAGGCCUCCAGCACCGGUCACCACUCCUUCUCCUCUGGUGGCUGAUGCUCUCAGCCAGUCAGUGACUCCUCAUUCACUAAACUGGAUUGCAAAGAAACCUACAUGUUCAUUUUUCUGACUUUAUAGUCAAGAGAACCAUUACAGCUGAAUCCAGUGUUUGUGGUGUCUAGAGCUUGUCCCUGCAGGGCUUUCAAUGUAAACACUGCCUUUUCAGUUAUGAUCUCCGCGAUGGACGUGUGAGUUAAAUCACCCUCUAAUUGCAAGGUGAGAGCGGUUCGGUCAUCUAAACAGACAUUUCUAAAACAUGUUUGUUCCUUUAAUUCAAGGGUUCUCAACCCAGUCCUCAAAGACCCCCUACAAGUCCAGGACUUAGGGAUUCCCCUGUUGUGUCUAAAGUUUUUGUCCCCCCACCCCCCCUGUUCCCCACCUAAAACACAUUAGAGACAGCAGGGUAAUCCCUAAAUCCUGGACAGUUUGGGGAUCCUUGAGGACUGGGUUGAGAAUUUAAUAACAGGAGGUUACUGUAGGGUCUAGAAGGCUAUAAUAGAGCAGGAGAUAAGAAAUUCUUACUAAAACAUAAUGUGCAAUAAAGGAAAUUUAAACAUUUAGAUCUCUUACACAAAUUGUUUAGGAAGGCUCUGCAACGUGCAUAUGCAGGGAGGUGUGACCAGAGUUUUAUAAACAAAGUGGUUUAUCCAAAUGGUAGAGUAUUUAGCAUAUAUUAAACUAUAAAUAAGGGCAUAACGUAUAUGCCCAAAUUGCUUAAUUGAGCUAAAGUUGUUUUGCUGCCUAGUCUCCUUAAUUGCUAAAUCUUCAAACUUGAUUUGAUUUUCCAAUUUAGUAGAUACACCCUUGUGAUAAUGGCAGUUUAUCAUUUUCAUUGUACAUUUAAUGUGUGGAUUAUAUUCUUUUUAAAACUGGUGUUAAUGCUGCCUUUUAUAUUUCACUCACUGACUUUAUUUUCCCAAAAGAAAAGCUGUUUUACUCUUUACCAGUUAUCAGUGCAUUCCAUAAAUAUAUUGCACUUUGCAGUGGUUAUGGUGCUUGGAGUGUUUGUUAAAAUAUGCACUUUUUUUUUUUUUUUUCUGAUUCACCUACCCAUGUUCAUGUAAGCAUAUUUUGUAUGCUCUAACUAGUUCAUGGCCUGGCACUUCAAUGGCGGACACUUUUAUAUUUACACUUUGUUCUGAAUUGCAUGAAUUCUCUGAUCUCUUGAAAUUGUUAAAUGUCGGUUUGUUGACCUUGUUCUGUUCAUUUUGUUUGUAAACCAAUACUUAAUUUGUUUGUUUAGGUGGACCCCAAAAAAUACAAGAGCAUCUUCAAUGGCUUCUCUGUAACUCUUAAAGAAGAUGGCGUUCGUGGUCUUGCAAAAGGAUGGGCACCAACAUUCAUAGGCUAUUCCAUGCAGGGCUUGUGCAAAUUUGGUUUCUAUGAAGUGUUCAAAGUACUGUACAGCAAUCUUCUAGGGGAGGUAAGUAAACACUAUUAUGGCUGGUCAUGAUAUAAAGAAACAAUAGACUGAUUAAUACUCUAUGUAUAUUCUCGUUGGCUACAUCCUUGUGUAUUUCCUAUGCUCCAAUGGCAUCACGGUGUCUAGAUCUUAUAGCUUUGUGUACUUGUGCAAGUUUGCCCUCAGCAGGCUAUACUGUAACAUAACAUGUUUGUCAAUUUUUUUUUUUUAGGAAAAUACUUACUUGUGGCGUACAAGCCUCUACCUAGCUGCAUCUGCCAGUGCAGAGUUUUUUGCUGAUAUUGCUCUGGCUCCAAUGGAAGCUGCAAAGGUGCGCAUUCAAACACAACCAGGUUAUGCAAAUACUCUGAGGCAAGCUGCACCCAAGAUGUACGCAGAAGAAGGGAUCUGGGCGUAAGUAGACAUUGACUUAUGCUUCGUAAGCUUGAUCUUAUGUCUCAAUUAACAUGCUCCCUUAGAUCCACCUUUUGUGGAUGUCUACCUGGUCCUGAGUUCUGCUUGAUGUUUAGCAGUUCCAGGUCAGGGAUAUCCAGCAACUUUCUGGUUGUACAGUUGAAGGUGCUUGAGUCAUUGGCAUGUGAGAUUAAUAUACCUGUAUGGCGGCAUUGAGUGCUCUGCUAGCAGUGGUUGCAACAUUGUUGUAUGCCAUGUUCCACUAUCAGAGCUUUGCUGACACACGGACAUGUGCACACUUUUGUUUUUGUAAAGGUUUAGAUAUAACGUGCUGUGCAGUAACACUGAUUAUUAGAUAGUAUGUCUUGUUAUGCCAUUACUGUAUAUCAAAUGAUAGUCCAUGCUUCUUGCAAAAAUACAUCUUUUCUCUUGAAGUUGAUUUUUAAAUAGGCAGAGUUUGGUCAUGAGAACUUAGCCAGCCUUGAAUCAAUUGCCUCGUGCUUCUGGGUAAUUAAAAAGUGUGGAGGGUAUAAAAAGAAAUUCGCAGUUAAAUUAAAAUACUGCAAGGAUGAUUCCUGCCAAAUUGGGGUUUUAGAAAUGCUAAAAAAUGCUGUUCUAAUGUGAAAUUUCUUUUUUUAUUCUCUGCAGAGCCUAGGGACAUAAUGCUGCAUUAUAGCACUGUAGUGCCAUAAAUACAUGUUUAUAUUCCUGACUCUCUAGUAUUCUAUAAUGGCACUCACCUCCAGAUUACCCUACACAGCCAGGCACUGCUAAUUAAUAUAUUUAGAUUUAAGUCUUCUACUUAACCAUUUCAUUAACGAUUCAUUAAUCAUGAUUAGAUGAAAUUUAUGCUUUAGUGCCACAGAUGUUGGUGCUGAGUCUCUCGUAAUGUGAGCAAUGGUCGGAAAACUGUUGCCAAGGUUUUCACACUAUAUUUGCAAAUCUCAAUAUCUGCCUGCUAAUCGUAUUUAUUUUUUCCUGCAGUUUCUACAAAGGUGUUGCUCCUCUUUGGAUGAGGCAGAUUCCAUACACUAUGAUGAAAUUUGCCUGCUUUGAACGUACAGUUGAAGCUCUGUAUAAAUAUGUUGUUCCAAAGCCCCGAAGUGAAUGCUCAAAGGGUGAACAGUUGAUUGUUACGUUUGUGGCUGGUUAUAUUGGUAAGUGUAUCAUGCUAAUCUGUGGUUUGUUUUUUUGUAUUCUAUAUGUUCUUUCCAAUAUAAAAGGGUGGGUAGUACUCUAGUCAUCACUAUCAUGUAGCUCUCAAAUUGGGCUAUUUUCUAUACCCUCUUUAAAUGGGUAAAUAAGACCAAAUUACAUCUUAACAAAGUGAAUUUUGUGUCCUAGUUGCAGGAAGGUUACUCUGGUGUAAUUUUGAAAUAUUUCUCACAACCUCUUUAUUUUAUUUUUAUAGCUGGUGUGUUCUGCGCUAUUGUUUCUCAUCCUGCUGAUUCUGUGGUCUCUGUUCUGAACAAAGAAAAGGGUAGCACUGCUGGGGAGGUUUUGAAAAAACUUGGGCCAAAAGGUACGUUCUGCAACUUCAUCAACAUUCCUUUUGAACAUUAAUACUUUUUCAGUAAAUGUAAACCUACAUAUUUUUCUUUGUCUUUCAGGAGUCUGGAAGGGAUUGACUGCCCGUAUUAUUAUGAUUGGUACCUUAACUGCUCUUCAAUGGUUUAUCUAUGACUCAGUGAAGGUCUACUUCAGACUCCCUCGUCCUCCUCCCCCUGAGAUGCCAGAGUCCUUGAAGAAGAAGCUUGGUCUCACUGAAUAAACAAAUGGACAUUAAUCAUUCAGAUUUCAUUGACACUUUAAAGAUUUUUAUAAAUUCAACCAUGUAGGGUCUGCCUCCUAUCAGAUAUUAUGUGUUGUGCUCACACUCUGCUUGGUAGCCCAAAUGCUGUAAGUUGGUUUUACCACCGUACAUGUCUGUUUUAAAAUAAACAGAAGCUACAUAACACAAUGUUUCAUUAUUUAAUAUAUGAUGUGGUGGUGGUUGACUUGCUAUGGUGUGUGGGUGUAUUUAUAUAUAAAAAGUAAUUUAAGCAGUAAAGUUCCAUGUUUAAUUUUAAAGUUAAAUCUGUUAUUGUCAUCAAAUAAGUUAUCGUAUGUAUUGCCCACUGCAAGGUCAUUAAUAAAGACACUGAUCAAAAAUACAACACAAAGCCUUAUAUUAAAUUUGCACCUGGUGUGCUAACAUGUAAUUUCCCAUAAACGUUCAAUAUAAUCACAGUGGCAGAAGCUCCUCUGCCACGUACUUUUGGAGCGGUUUGAAGGCCAGACAUCUGUUUACAGACUAUGGCCUAAUGUCACUUUGGGGAGGUGUAUGGGGGGCCAGGAGCUCUGUCACAAGCACUCGAAUUACUUCAGCAUGCUUAAGGGACACUCUGGGUACCAUAGCAACUUUAGCUUAAAGAAACACUAUAGGGUUAGGGACACAUGUUUUCCUGAUCUUAAAGUGUUAAAAUCACCAUAUGCCUCCCUAAAUAUAGUAAAACCUUACUUGUAUUCAUGUCUGCAUUGCUACCGCUGACGUCAGGCAAGUUGGAAAUGAUUUCUGUGAGGCAAUAACAAUGCUUUCCAAUAGGAUUGGCUGGCAUUGUGAAACAGCCCUGGCCUGCAGAGGGUGGAGACACUGAAUGGCAGUACUGUACAACACUAUCACAGGUAGCACCUCUAGUAGCCAUCUAAGUGGCCAGUGGAAUUAUCCCUAGGCUGUAAUGUAAAGACUGUUUACUGCAAAAAUCCUGACGGGAAUGAUAAUACUCACCAGAACAAAUACAAUAAGCGGUAGUUGUUCUGAUGACUAGUGUCCCUUUUUAAUGAAGCAGUUUUAGUGUAUAGAUCAUGCUACUGCAGUCUCCUUGCAUUAAGGGAAGCUUAAAUAUUCGAUCUCCACAGGAAAUGUAGGUCACUUACAGGGUGAAGUGUGGCUACAGCAGUUGGACUAAAGUGAAAUUAUCUAUACACCAAAACCACUUCACGAAGCUAAAGUUGUUUUUAGUGCUUAUUGUGUGUGUCUUUAAUUCGAAUGAGCAGAGUUCCUUGUUGCAGGGUUGCCUUCAGGUUUUAAAUUGUUAACUUUAACUCCAAAGUCUUGUUCGGUGCCCAUCCACAUUUCCCUUCCCUCUUUCAUUGAGUCAAAGCCUUAAAUCAAGAAGCCUUGUACUGGGGUGCCUCUUAACAUAAUUGCAUAUCAACACUUAAAUUAAAAACCUUUGACGUGAACGUAAGUGGAGUGGCAGAGCGAACUGAAUAUUUUGGGGUUAAACUUCUAGUGUCUUAACCAUGCUCCAGGGACUCUGUUGCAUCAUAACCUCUUCAUUCCGAUGAAGCUGUUACGGUGCUAGGAUAGCAACUAAUUCUAUUAAACUUCUCAGUUUAUCAGAACUGGGCUCUAAUGUAGAUCUAGCUCUAGCCCUGUUAGAGAGCUGGGAAUUACAUCACUUAAAGGAACACUACAGGCAUCAUAAUAACUUCAUCUAAAUGUUAAUGUGGCUGGAUGCUUAUGGGCACACUUCUCAAGGGGUUAAACUGUUCAACGGGCUUAACUUCAAAGUUGUCUCAACUCUUCCCAGGUGGCAAGUGACUCUUAAUUCAGAAAAUUGGUGGCUUGAAAAGCUUUAAUUUUUUUUUUUUUUUUUUUUUGUGAAUGGGGGGGCAGUGGCUAAGAGCAUUGGCUGAUGGAACUUAGCCAAUCAGCAGUACUCUGCGCUUCCUGAUCCUGAAAUUUCAGAAAUUGUAUGCCGCCUGGGGAUAGUUGAGCAACUUUGGAGUUUAAGAACGGUUUAACCCCUUGAGGUAAGUGAGCCUGGGGGGUCCUCCUAACAGUUUCAUUAAGUUAUGGUGCCUAAACUGUCUCUUUAAGUAUGUGAAUUGUUUCUGAUACUGCACGUGGUCCAGUAUGUACACCAGGGGUAGUCAACCUUUUAAUACCUACCGCCCACUUUUGUUUAUUUGAUGGUAAAAUGUUCUUACCGCCCACCAGUGCCGCAGUAACUAAUUUUUAGAAAGGUGGGUUAAAAAAAAAAAACGUUUUUAAUGUACUUAACUAUCUAUUUUUGUUAUCUUAAUGUUUCCCUCUCCCUUCUUACCUUUUACCAGGGAGGUGUGUAUAUAUAAUGCUGCAAUCCAUGGUGGUCCAGUGGUGGCAUGUUCGCUUUAGCCUGCAGCUACGCUGGCUGGCUGACUCUCCUGUCCUCCUGUGAGCAUCGGUGUGUUGCCAUGGUAACGUGAGACAAUGCUUUGACCAGUCUGCUCGUGGGAGGAACACAUGCCCUUCCCUCUCUCUGCUGGAACCAAGUGUCAGCGGGCCGAUUAGGGAGUUCUUUGAUCUCGUCACCAGCCCAAGAGGGCUUAAAUGCAAGGAUGGCUCUGAAUGAGCCGGCAGGGGAGAUUAAAGGAUCUCUCCUGUCAGCCUUGGCCCACAUUUUCUGAUGAACCACCCACUAGUGGGUGGUAGGGACCAGGUUGACUACCCCUGAUAUACACAGUACUAAUAACACAAUCAAGAAACCAGAUUGUCAGAAUUACAAACCUGUAUUGCUGACAAUAGUGCUGAAGUGGCUGUUUAGGUUACUGAUUUCCCUCUCUGUGCAGUAAAACUUUGAUCCACGCCUUUUCUCCAACGCCAUGGCUAGCUCUGCCUCCAUGUCUGACAUUGAUGCUUUGCAAUAGGAAAGCAUGGUGCAUGCAAGACAAAGCGCUGCGCCAAUCAGCAUCUCCUUACAAAUGCAUUGAAUUGUUGCAUUUCCAUGGGCGAACUGUGAGCCUGUUAAGUGCUAACACUGUAGGGACAUGCUAGAUACACCAGAAACAUUACAUUAAGCUGUAGUGGUUCUAAUGGCUAUAGUGUCUCUUUAAAGAAGCAAAGUAAAGGAGGUAAUACGAUUUUAAACCUGCAUGUCUGCUAUUGCAAACACCUUAUGGUCUCACCCUUCCCUAACUUCCUUUCCCUGUUUUUAACCCCUUCAGUGCCACCACAGUGUUAGGAAAACAACUUUGUUUUGAUUUGUUCAUUGUACAACAACUGAAAGUUGUACAAAGUCUGUAAGUUCUAACAAUAAACCAGAUUUUCAAUGGGGGUCGAAUAAUUUUGAUUACAACUGUAGCUACCUGUGGAAAAAAUAUAUAAUUUUGAAAAUAUAAACAUCUUAUUGUCUUGUCUAUCACGAAGGUAACAUGGCUUCCAGAGCUACUUUGGCCGGAUGCAUUUAAGAGUAUUUCCCUUGCCUUCUCCUAGCUAAACAGGGCUUUGCCUCCUUUACUGCGUGCUCAUUUCGCGAGGGCCAUCUAAAGCUUUAUCUUUGCCUGAACUAAUCUGCAACAUGGCCAUCCACCAAACAUUAUAGAUUGGACGUACAGACCUCUGAAGAAGCAUCUUUUGGGUAUAAGGUAUUUUAGGCAGCAGAAAAAGAUAGACUGACCCACCCUUCUCUUGGCUUCUGUGUAUCUCUUGGGUGUGUGCUUCCUUUCUGCAGAAUCAUAAACUACAUUUUUACUUACUAUGAACUUAUUUUAUUUCUAGGAUUACAGGCAGUACAUGUUUCUCUUAGAUUUUAAUAAAUAUUUCU